This is a messenger RNA of Labrus mixtus (cuckoo wrasse), 1815 nucleotides long. RefSeq names its product UTP3 small subunit processome component (gene utp3). The coding region runs from base 199 to 1605 and encodes 468 amino acids. The transcript has 16 exons. Gene Ontology annotation, cellular component: nucleolus; small-subunit processome. NCBI's taxonomy places the organism in Eukaryota, Metazoa, Chordata, Actinopteri, Labriformes, Labridae. The record is from RefSeq and is a predicted model, not a curated record. Gene Ontology annotation, biological process: maturation of SSU-rRNA from tricistronic rRNA transcript (SSU-rRNA, 5.8S rRNA, LSU-rRNA).
CCGUAGACCGCCAUGAAAGGCAGAGAAGAAGUACGGAAGCACAUGGUGCAGGAGAUGUGUUUCUACUCACUUUAAUUCUUGAGAGUUUUCUUUUGUUUUAAAACCUUACAUUUUCACACCAAAGGUUAAACGGGUUUCGGCGUAUCGUCGGGACGUCCCGUUCAGUUUGCUUUACGAGCAGGUUUCUUCAUUGCCACCAUGGUUCGAGCAAAGAGGGCUAUAAAGGCACCGAGGCCUAAAAAAACUCAACGAUAUGGAGAAAAUGAUCCUGAAGCGUACAAGGACAUGCCUGUCCCUGAUAAGAGAUCUUCCAGGUACACAAAGGACAAAAUUGACGAGUUUCACGAUGAGAAGAUUGCAAAACUCCUGGCCAGUGGUGUUCAGAUGGAGAGCGACGUGGAGGAACUGGAUGAUGAGGAGGAAGUGAUGGCCCUGGAUGAAUCUGAGUCAGAGGAGGAUGAGGAGGGAGAGGAGGGGACAGACAUGGAGAGUGAUCUAGAGGGGAAAAAAGAAGAAGAUCUUCCUAACGAAAUGGCAUGGGGCACCAAGAAGAAGAUGUUCUAUGACACUGACUAUAUAACCCCCAAAGGAAAAUCCCAGGAAGAGUUGGAAGCUGAGGAACAAGAGGAGGAAGAAGAGGCAAAAAAAAUCCAAAACCGUUUGGCUGAAAAUCUGAGCGAGGAGGAUUAUGAUUUAAACCUCUUUAAGGAGUUUGCUGUUGAGGAAAAGGAUGAAAACAAGGCCGUAGAGAAGGAGGAGAGGAUCGUGAAGGACCUGAAGCAAAUGUCCCAGAAGGAAAAGAUGAAACUCCUGAAGAAGGAGUCACCAGAGUUGCUUGAGCUUAUUCAGGACUUCAAGGCAAAGCUCACUGAACUGAAGGAUGAAUUGCAGCCCCUCGUACAGAUGGUCAAGGACGGAAAGAUCCCACCAGGCAAGGGCGCUGACUACCUCAAGACAAAACAGCAACUUUAUCUAAAUUACUGCACAAAUAUCAGCUUCUACCUGGUGCUGAAAGCGAAACGAAUCCCUGCUCAUAACCAUCCUGUGAUUGAAAGACUGCUCACCUACAGAAAUCUCAUCAAUGAGCUGGGUUCAGUAGAUGCUCGGCUUGCACCACAGUAUCGCCAGCUCCUAGCAGGUGAGGAGAAAGAGAAGGCCGCCAGCGGACCAGCAAAGGGAAAGAAGAGCAAAGUCUCCAUUAAGAAUAAAAAGGAUUCUGAAGAAGAAUCUGAGGUGGAGGAGGACUCUGACCUGGACGAGGAGGCUGCUUUGCGUUUCUACAGAGAAGUUGAGCAGCGGAUGAAGAGGAAGCGCGGUGGACCAGAAGCGGAGGAGUUGGCGGAGAAUGAGGAAGAACAGGAGGAGGAGCAGCCAGAUCCAGAUGCUAAGAGAGGAAUAACUUACCAGAUGGCAAAGAACAAAGGUCUCACACCAAAGAGGAAGAAGAUUGACCGUAAUCCCAGAGUCAAGCACAGAGAGAAGUUCAGACGAGCCAAAAUCCGCAGAAAGGGCCAGGUCCGGGAGGUUCGCAGGGAGGAGACGAGAUACAGCGGAGAGCUGUCUGGUAUUCGUGCCGGCGUCAAGAAGAGCGUCAAACUUAAGUAACCAGGAGAGAAUCCAAAAUCUGCAGCCAAUUGUAGCCGUGGGAUUAAAAAGACACCAUUGGAUUGUACUUUUAAAUGUUUAUUGGUAUUGGUGACUCAUGUAGUAAAGCAUAUAACUGAAUGAAUCAACUGUCAGAUAAUGAUUUUAAAAAACUAAAUGUUUUUCUGUUCUGAUCAUUUGAACGUAAAUAAACAUUUUACAAACUUUUAA